Messenger RNA from Asparagus officinalis (garden asparagus), 1132 nucleotides. RefSeq names its product E3 ubiquitin-protein ligase At3g02290-like. Gene Ontology annotation, molecular function: ubiquitin-protein transferase activity. The transcript is spliced from 5 exons. Lineage: Eukaryota; Viridiplantae; Streptophyta; Magnoliopsida; Asparagales; Asparagaceae. The coding region runs from base 243 to 923 and encodes 226 amino acids. The record is from RefSeq and is a predicted model, not a curated record.
GUUGCAGAGGAAUAAAAAUAAAAAUGUCAUCGCAUUCUUUUGUUCUCGCUGUGAUCGCCACCAAAUCUCUCCUAUAAAUAUUUACUCCCCGCUCUUUCUCCCCCCUUUUCUAGCGAUCUCGAGUGAAUCCGCCCGAUUUCUUCGCUCGAUUCACUCACCCCCCCGCUGGAUUUUCAUUUCAAAAGGUGGGGGGGAUCACGAAAACCCUAGAUAGGCUCUAGGGCGGUUCUUUUUUGGGGCGAAUGGGUUGCGCCUUUAGCUGUUUUCAUGCGGACGAUGAGGACGAUGAUGACCAUGACCGGCAAAGCCCUGAACCUCCGGUGUUGAGGAAUUGCGUCUGCUCGGCGCUGACCCAGCAGUUGUAUUAUGUGCUGUUCCAGAGAGCGUAUGUGAGUGAUACCUCUUCAUCUGUGCAAGAGACAACUUCACGAUCUGGUGUAGCUGAAGAUAGGUCUAUAUCAGAUUCAUAUCGUCCUCCUCCGAGGCCUUUAGCUUAUGAUGAUCCUAGAUGCUCCAGGUCAAACUGUCAGCACACAGGGCUCAUAUCAAGGGGUGAAAAGGCUUCAAGCCAUGUACAUGAGGAAACUGAAAGACUCCGGGGAAGAAACAGUACCACUGAAUAUUUAGGCAUUGGAAACAAGCUGAAUGCGUCUGAUAAUGACAAGCUCUCCAAAUUAUGUCUUUCUGAGUCCUCUCUGAAGUUCCCAUCCCAGGAAGUUACUAGUGGAGCCAUGUACAUCUUUUCGUCAUCUGAAGAUGAAGAUGUGUGUCCAACAUGCCUUGAAGAGUAUACUGUGGAAAACCCAAGAAUAAUGAUGCAGUGCUCUCACCACUUCCACCUGAGUUGCAUAUAUGAGUGGAUGGAAAGAAGUGAAGCAUGUCCUGUCUGUGGGAAGGUUAUGCUGUUCAGUGAAACAAAUUGAUGGCAUUCCAAGAACAAAUCUUUCUGGAGCGCUUGGUGAUUAACUAUAAUAUACAUAAUUUUUCUGUAAAUAAUUUGGUUUAUGCAGAAUAUGUAACAGAAAAAUUACUUACCCAGACUGUAAAUUUAAAUUCACCAGCCUUCUGUUGGGUGUUUUUCUUCUUCUUGUGCUCAUUUAUUUGAGCUAUGAAAAAACAUUUGGGUCUUUAA